Camellia sinensis is the source of this 1132-nucleotide messenger RNA. RefSeq lists its product as uncharacterized. The record is from RefSeq and is a predicted model, not a curated record. Gene Ontology annotation, molecular function: cysteine-type endopeptidase inhibitor activity. NCBI's taxonomy places the organism in Eukaryota, Viridiplantae, Streptophyta, Magnoliopsida, Ericales, Theaceae.
UCCCCAAAUAAAGUGGUUAAAUUUUCUACUUCUGUUUUCUAGGUUUUCAUUGUCGUUCUCUGCGGGAAGGUGGGAAGGAAGGUAUGGCUUCCGAUCUGUGCAUCGAAAGGAACGAUUCCAAAUGGGAGAUUGUGUCUGCUUCUCCUGCUAAGAAGCAAAGGUACGAGGGUUAUGCUUCCUCACCACCACCACUGCCAUGUUCAUCAGCAAAAGAAGAAAAAGAAGACCCUAGAUCUGAAAUCGUAUUCUAUAACUAUGAUGAUGAUUCAGAUGUGGAAGAUGAUAGUGAUGGAAUGCAUGAGUUUACUGAUAAGGAAUUGCAAGAGUAUGAUAGACAGUUAACCCAAAGUGAUGGUUUUGAUGUCAUGUACUUCCCACGCUCCUUUGCGUUCGGUACAACAAUGCCGGUUUUUAACCUCGAUGAGAUUGCCAACAAACUCAAAAUUUUUUCGGAAUUAGCUCUUAAGCAAUUCAAUGAGAAAGAGGGUAGGAAUCUGGAGUUUGUGAAGAUUGUCAAGGCAAACAGGACAAUUUGUGCUGGGAGUAGGUAUUAUAUUACGUUUGACGUCAAGGAUGCCAAUGCUGUUGAUGAUGGUACUAUGGAAUUUCAAGCUUGUGUCUGGGGUGGGAUCGGCCACACUGAUGUACUCAUUUCUAGGCUGAAAGCCAGCACCUAAUCAUGCAAAAAAGAACCUUUAUUGAUGAAAAAACCGAACAAAAAAGGAGAUUACAUCAAAUAAAGGAGAGGAAGAGUAACAAGCAUCAUAGCAAACUAAUCCAAUCCCAACUAGGUUGGCACCGAGAAGAGAGCCCAAUCAUCUGCAAGUUCAACCCUAGGAGUUUGGUGAGGGACCAAACCCGAAGAGAAAGAAGACCAAAAACAUGACACAACACUAAAAAGAGACAGAUCCCAAUCUGAUCAUACACCAAAUCAGACCUGGGCACAGAGAUAAUGCCAUAAUGCUAUCGGCAGAUUACAGCAGAAAAUAUCCCAUAAAACAGUAGAACCACCCAUAGCAGCUGCCCUGGAAUUUGAGAACUCAUAGAGCCUCACUUUUGGAGAGAAGAUGAUGAGUGCAACUUCAGCAUCACAAAGGACUGAUAACUCAAAGGCCUUCUUGAGAAGCCCACU